Molecule: messenger RNA, 2444 nt
Organism: Owenia fusiformis
Lineage: Eukaryota; Metazoa; Annelida; Polychaeta; Sabellida; Oweniidae
Source: the annotation of a GenBank genome assembly
CUUAUCCUAAGAUCAACAAAUCGGAAACAUUGCGUAACAUCCUCAAUAAUAGAGAGGUUUCAAACUGGAGUUCCGUCUAUGUCACAAAAUAAUGAGAGGAAACAUUUACUAACUAAACAUGUGAACACCACUAAGAUCAUAAUCAUGGCCACCUAUAGGAGCGGAUCAACAUUCUUGUCCGAACUCUUCAAACAAAAUGAGAAAAUAUUCUACGCUUUUGAACCACUUAAACCUCUGAUAAGAACAUGGGAUCGUAGAGAUUUGAUACAAAAAUAUGGUGCAAUCGUAAUGAGAGAUAUUCUGAAUUGUGAUGUUGGGAUACUGUCACACAUAGCUAAAGGCUGGCAUUAUUGGAUGGUUCGAUACAAUUAUACCGAGUACACAUUUGAAACUACGUACCAAAUGUGUAAAGGAAAGAAAUUGAGGACGGUGAAAAUUAUCUCAUUGGAUAAUUUGGAAAAUCUUUCCUCAUAUUUUGGGAAUGACACAGCUAUUGUUUUACUAGUACGAGAUCCAAGAGGUAUAUACAACUCUAGAAACCAUUUAUACGAAGAACCUCGUGAAAAUAUAACAGAUAGAGAAAAUAGACUAAAUAGUAUGAAACACACAUGUUAUAAUUUUGUGACAAACAUGAAAUUUGUAGAAAAAAUUAACAAAUUACCCAGACGUGAAAAAGCAGGGAUGCCACUCAUUAAGCAGAUCGCAUAUGAAGAUGUUGCGAACAAUCCAAUUUUAAAAGCCAAGGAGAUUUACAAAGAGCUUAACAUAGAAUUUGAUGAUCAUAUAUCAGAGUGGAUACAUCAUAAUACAAACUAUAAUGGUGACCCAAAUGAUAAAGACUUAAAUGAUCCACAAUCUACCAAACGAAACUCAAGUGCUACAGUGAACAAAUGGUCACACCAGUUGAAGAAAUCACAAAUAUACGAUCUACAAAAUAUAACAGACUGCGCUGAAGUUAUAAAAUUGUUGAACUAUGACCUUGUAAUUUAAAAGGGAUAUUCCAGCUCUGACAUUAAAAUUGUUCUUUAUUUAGUAUGCACUUUGGAAAAAAAGCAAAUGUACCUUGGGAAAAAGCAUUGCACAUGGGAAAAAGCAUUGCUCAUAGGACCUCUGGAACAUACUAUGAUCCUGUUUUGAUGGACGUUUAAAGAUUAAAGUUGAUUAUAGAGAAGGUAUCAUUUGUACAUACUUAAAUAACUAUAUGACACCAGAACUACAUUUUUGAGUGCUGAUUCUGCACAUAAUGAAUGAUAAUUUCAACGCUGUUAUAUCAGUGCAUAACAAUUAAUUUAACAUCUAUGACAUGAUUAAUGCUGGAAAAUCAAUAUUGUAUCAGACUGUACUUCAAGUCCACUUUAAAAUGUAUAAACAUGCAAAAUAUCACCACCUGCCAUUUGUUACAGACACCAAACAACAAAUGCUAAACACCAACCGCUAAACACCAAUUGCCACUUGUUGUGUUGCUUUUUCCUACUUACCCCAUUGUCCAAUUGACUCCGUACUGAGAAGAUUCUCGCACAUGACCCGAAGACCCUGGGCUGCUGCACAUUGGACUGUGGGGUCUUCAUGACCUAGCAAUAAGAUCAACAUCUUCUCCGCCCCUUUUUCUAUAAGAUUUUACGGUUUUCAGCUGUAAUAACACAAAAUAUAUUUUUUAAUUCUUGAUGUUCUGAUUGAUUCUGAUGAUCUCUUGUAUCGUGAACACCUAUCUACAGUGAACACAUACAUAUAGUGAACACCUUUUUAUAGUGAACACCUACAUAAAGUGAACACCAACAGAUAGUGAACACCUACAUAUAGUGAACACCUACAAAUAGUGAACACCUACAUAUAGUGAACACCUAUUUAUAGUGAACACCUACAUAUAGUGAACACCUAUUUAUAGUGAACACCUACAUAUAGUGAAUACCUAUCUACAGGGAACACAUACAUAUAGUGAAUACCUACAGAUAGUGAACACCUACAUAUAGUGAACACCUAUUUAUAGUGAACACCUACAUAUAGUGAACACCUACAGAUAGUGAACACCUACAUAUAGUGAAUACCUAUUUUAGUGAACACCUACAUAUAGUGAACACCUAUUUAUAGUGAACACCUAGAUAUAGUGAACACAUUUCAUGACUCCAUAGGUUAUCACUAUACAAAAGUUUUACUGAAUCUAUGAGAGAACUCAAAUGCAGUAAUGACCCUUACCAUUUUUUGCAGCUCUUGCUAUAGCUAUACAAGCAUGAGGUUUCACCUCUGGUAGUGUGUUAGAGGGCGGACCAGGUUCAUCGUUAUCAUGACCUCCUUUACCUAAGUAAAACAAUCAAACAACUUAUAAUCAUACAAAUGAUAUAAAUAUGAAGUGUUCCUCUUUCGAUGAUACUACCAAGACCCCCUGAGUCCAAGAAUUAAUCGUAUUUUUAGGUCGUACAUGCAAGGUAUGGAUCAAUCAGAGAGCG